This is a messenger RNA of Chlorocebus sabaeus (green monkey), 1197 nucleotides long. It is a transcript of the gene SULT2B1, whose product is annotated as sulfotransferase family 2B member 1. Lineage: Eukaryota; Metazoa; Chordata; Mammalia; Primates; Cercopithecidae. The record is from RefSeq and is a predicted model, not a curated record. Gene Ontology annotation, molecular function: sulfotransferase activity.
GGUGGCAGACGCUGUCGCUGCGCACACCUGGCCUCCGUGCCGCCUGCUCCCUGCUCGUCCUCCCCUCCCCACCCUCACCCACCUGCCAUGGACGGGCCCACUGAGCCCCAGAUCCCGGGCUUGUGGGACACCUAUGAACCUGACAUCUCGGAAAUCAGCCAGAAGUUGCCAGGUGAAUACUUCCGGUACAAGGGCGUCCCCUUUCCCGUCGGCCUGUACUCUCCCGAGAGCAUCAGCUUGGCGGAGAACACCCAAGAUGUGCGGGAUGACGACAUCUUUAUCAUCACCUACCCCAAGUCAGGCACGACCUGGAUGAUCGAGAUCAUCUGCUUAAUCCUGAAAGACGGAGAUCCGUCCUGGAUCCGCUCCGUGCCCAUCUGGGAACGGGCACCCUGGUGUGAGACCAUCGUGGGUGCCUUCAGCCUCCCGGACCAGUACAGCCCUCGCCUCAUGAGCUCCCAUCUUCCCAUCCAGAUUUUCACCAAGGCCUUCUUCAGCUCCAAGGCCAAGGUGAUCUACAUGGGCCGCAACCCCCGGGACGUCGUGGUCUCCCUCUAUCAUUACUCCAAGAUUGCCGGGCAGUUAAAGGAUCCGGGCACGCCCGACCAGUUCCUGAGGGACUUCCUCAAAGGCGAAGUGCAGUUUGGCUCCUGGUUCGACCACAUUAAGGGCUGGCUUCGGAUGCAGGGCAAAGACAACUUCCUAUUUAUCACCUACGAGGAGCUGCAACAGGACUUACAGGGCUCCGUGCAGCGCAUCUGCGGGUUCCUGGGCCGCCCGCUGGGCAAGGAGGCACUGGGCUCCGUCGUGGCACACUCGACCUUCGGCGCCAUGAAGGCCAACACCAUGUCCAACUACACACUGCUGCCUCCCAGCCUGCUGGACCACCGUCGCGGGGCCUUCCUCCGGAAAGGGGUCUGCGGCGACUGGAAGAACCACUUCACGGUGGCCCAGAGCGAAGCCUUCGAUCGUGUCUACCGCAAGCAGAUGCGGGGGAUGCCGACCUUCCCCUGGGAUGAAGACCCGGAGGAGGACGCCAGCCCGGACCCUGAGCCCAGCCCCAAUCCUGAGCCCAAGCCCAGCCUUGAGAUCAACAGCCUGGAGCCUGAAACUAGACCCAAUUCCAGCCCCAGCCCCAACCCUGGCCAGGCCUCUGAGCCCCCGCACCCACGACCCUGAGAAUAAACACGUCGCUUC